UAUAUAUAUAUAUAUAUAUAUAUUGACAUGUAUGAGAGGGUAUUUAUUUGUAUAGUGCCUUCUUCUUAAUUGUGCGCAAAAAUAUCUCUCUAAGGUUUUGUCGAGGAAGGAUAGAUAAUGGGGAGGAAGAAGGUAAGGCUAGAGCUCAUCACCAAUGAAUCCACGAGAAAGACGACCUUCCGGAAGAGGAAGGCGGGGCUGCUGAAGAAGGCGAACGAGCUCACGACCCUCUGUGGGGUUGAGGGCUGCGCGAUUGUCUAUGGCCCCAAUGAGCCCGACCCUCAUGUAUGGCCUUCCCGGGAGGAGGCCGAGCAGGUCCUCACGAGGUUCAAGAGCCUGCCGGCCAAGAAGCAGGCCAAGCAUAUGAUGAACCACGAGGAGUGCCUCGACAAGAACCUGAUGAUCCUGGAGGGGAAAGUCGAGGAAGGGGUGAGGCAGAACCGGGACCUCGAGCUGGAGAUGCUGUUGGACGAGCUGUUGGAGGAGGACGGGAACGACGAGAGGCUGAUUGAGAUGAUGAGCCUGGAGGACAUGAAGGACUUGUGCGGGUUCUUGGACAAGAGACUCGAGGAGAUCCCUAAGGACGAUGGCAACGACGGGUCCAGUCAUGUUGCCUCCUCGGAGAAUCUUGGCGAUGGCGAUGAGGAUGAAGACAUCGAAGAGGAAGAAGUAUCUGUGUCCGAUGAUUAAUGAACUAAUUUUCCGUGAGGAUCUUUGCUUAGUGAGAGAGAAUUCAUGGAAGUCAAUUGGGGAUUGGUGCGACUCAUCAUCAUCAUGAGUUCGGUCGAUUUAACUUGGUUCUUGUCAUUGAAUGUUUCUUUUUCUUGGGAAUAUAUGUAUAUAUAUAUAUGGACUUAUAUACAUUCAUUCAUAGCGAAAUUUUCUCAUUAUUGAGCAA
Punica granatum (pomegranate) is the source of this 898-nucleotide messenger RNA. Lineage: Eukaryota; Viridiplantae; Streptophyta; Magnoliopsida; Myrtales; Lythraceae. The record is from RefSeq and is a predicted model, not a curated record.